UAUUCUUCCAAUAUUAUUACUUUUUGUAAAAUUACACCUUUAAAUAUUACGUAAUAUUACAACUUCUUGGGGGGAGAAACUACGACUUUAUUCUCACAAUAUUAUGACUUAAUUAUUGUAAAGAACACAAUUCAACAAGUUUUUCUUCCUUCUUACAACUUUUUCUUCCCUUAUUACAUUUUUUUAAAUUAUUAAAGUCAAUUCCAGUACGACAACAUAAUUUUAGUGUGACCUUAAUAAUCCUUGGACUCGUAUGUUCCAUAGUAAUGAACACAUUUAUAUAUUUUUUAAACAAGCAAAGAAGCAGCUCCUUUUUAUCUUACCAAUGAGUUUGUCGUAAUCAACACCCUUAGCGUUGCUGGUAGUGACAUUCCACGGGUUAACUUCAUCAUCGCAAUCAUCUUCUACAGGGCCGUUCUCUGUGGAGUUUUCUGAGGGUGGACAGCCAGGUUUGUAUUCCUGACCUGUCAACUGUUUGUAGUCCAUUUUCAGCUUUAGCAGCAACUGGACUGCGGCGUCAACUUCAGCCUGUAGAAACACCAAAUAUAUCAGACAUUUACGCGUUAAUGUUUGAAUAAUUUAAACUCAUGUCAAACUUUUGUUCUUUACAGCCCCACACAAUACUAACAACUGAGUUGAAAAAUAAGAGUGUGCUAUCUUGGUGUGUGUAUAGGCACUUACUUUCUCAGCCUUUGCAGAUUUUAAUGUCCUCACUUUGUCUCCUUGUUCUGCCAACUUCUCAUACAGCUCCAUGGGACUCUUUGCUGCUUCCCCGUCUCCUUGGCAAUCUGUCAUCUUCACACUGGUCAACAAAUGGACAAUAAUUAGUCUUCCUCGUACAUAAGUGAUGCAACAUUACUUGGCCUACGAGGACUCAGAAUCCGGGGAUGAGUCCAACGACCCAAAAGGAUCAGGUGUUGUCCAGGAAGAAUCUUGUAGGCAGGGAGACCAACAAGCGAGAGUGACACCAAACCCUGACAGGACAGUGUUGGAUUAUCGCCAGCACAUGUUGGAAAAAGACAAUUCCUCUUUACAAAAGAAGAGCUGUUUACCUGCACCUCAGCAGAAGACAUUUGGACUGCAAACUCUUCCUCUUAUGCUGCCAAGUGUUUCCACAAAGUCCAAAAGACCUUCCUUGGUCCCAUCUGGUGUCAGACCCUACAUUCCCAAGAGGCAAAGACUUGUCACUUGUGCAGAGAAAGAAGAUAAUCCGACAGAGACAGUCCACAGCAAAGAUGCACAAAUUCUCUCUGAAGUGUCGGAGAAAGUGAAACUGCAUCUUUCUCAAAAGCCUGCUGCUGCUGCUGCUGCUGCUGCUGGGAUACCUAGGAAGCUUCUUCUGAGCCUUGAAGGCCACCAGGGUCCAGUCAACACAGUGCAAUGGUGUCCAGUUCCUCAGAGGAGUCAUCUACUGCUGUCUGCCUCCAUGGAUAAGACAUUUAAGGUGUGGGACGGAGCAGAGAGUGGACGAUGCCUGAGGGUUUACACCUGCCACUCGGGGGCUGUGCGAGAUGCCUGUUGGACCCCCUGCGGGCGACAGCUCCUCACCGGCUCAUUUGACAACACAGCUGUGGUCACAGACGUGGAGACAGGCCAGCAGACAGUGAAAUCGGAUAACCAGUUCAAGGUGAUGUGUGUGGCUUCGCAUCCCAGCAACCCAGAGGUGUUCCUGUGCGGAGGUUACAGUUCAUUGGUCAAGGCCUGGGACUCUCGCUGCUGCAAGGUGGUGAAAGUGUACAAAGCGGCAAUCCAGCAGACUUUGGACAUUCUCUUCCUGAGAGGUGGCUUGGACCUCAUCACAAGCUCUGACUGUGUCAGCAGAGACUCUGCAGACCGUACCCUCAUCGCAUGGGACUUCCAGACCACAGCCAAGGUCUCCAAUCAGAUUUACCAUGAGCGGUACACCUGCCCUAGUCUGGCUCUGCAUCCCCAGGAAGACUCCUUUGUCGCCCAGACCAACGGCAACUAUAUGGCAGUAUUCACUUCCCAGCGGCCCUAUAGAAUGAACAAGAGGCGCCGCUAUGAAGGACACAAGGUGGAAGGAUAUGCAGUGCAGUGUGAGUUUUCCCAGGACGGAACAAUUGUAGCAUCUGGCAGCUCGACCGGCUUUGCCCACUUCUACGACUACAACAAUGCCCGCCCACUACACGCCUUCCAAGCCCACAACCAACCGUGCCUUUGCGUAUCCCAGCAUUCUGUCCUGCCAGCGACCGCCGCCACUUGCGACUGGGCUGGAUCAAUCAAAGUAUGGAACUGAGGAUGCUGAAGGGACAAUAUGGAACUUAAAUGUUAGGUAGGUGAAGAGACAACAUGGGACUGGAUCUCCGGGGUGCACAAAGACUCCAAAUACACUGAGGCAAGUCAUUAUCCAUAAAAGAAAAAAAAAUCUUUGUCACUUGAUGUGUCUUUGUUCUCUCCAGCUCUGCUAUGACAUUUCCCUCACAACUGAAAACGUCUCAGACAGCGAGAGACAGAACUCAAAUGAUGCUCUCUCAUCUGUCAGCGCUUGUCAGCUCCAGCCAAAAUCCCACCAGUCAACAAAGAGAGCAAUGACAUGCUUGUGAUCUUUAUUCAGUGUUGAAUUGAAGAGUCCUUAAAAUCCAGUACGUCGCUCCUGCACAAAUUUAAAGUAAAUACAGAAUUCUCGUUCCUGUGCUCUUGUUCACGUAAACCAGGGCUGUUCAAAAUCCAUCACUGGUGCCAUUUGUAGUCUGCAGCUUUUUGUUCAUUGGCCUACGGAAUUGGCCCACGUCAGAACAUUACUAAGCAGGAUUAGGGACACACUGAAAAGGUAUAAAUACAAUGUAAUGCGAAAAGGUUGAACUGUUAUUGGAACAAUACAUCACACUAUUUCCCUUGUCACUUAUAAUACAAAGUUGAAAUUUAGGCUGUUUUUCCAUCAAGUUUUUGUAAUUGCUUCCCCUAACUUGACCGACAUUGGAUUGUUUUAGCGGUGAAGAAUAUGGCCCCGAAUGUGGCCCCGAAGCCAGGGGUAGACUUACCAUUAGGCAAACACAGGCAAUGCCCCGACAUCUCAUAAAAAUGAUUAUUGAUUUUUUCCUUCGAUUUAAAGCACACAUUACUGUUCUAGUCUUAAUUCAUGUGCUUAAAGCUACGUCAAAAUGCGUAAUCGGUCUGACCACUCCCCCCAUCCUUCUCAUGCAUUGGACUAUUCCAUGUUACUACAUGUGCUGAUUGAUUUAGGAAGACGGUAGUAAAACAAACUUGUUGCCGUGGUAUGGAGAAAAAUUAAGCGGUUUUACCCCAGUUGAGAAGAGGAGAGGGCAAGAAAAAAAACAUUUUUUUUUUUAAAACUACCGCAGGAGUCAACCUUUUUCACAGCCGCAACAAACAUAGACACACAAUGACAGCAGGAGCCAGACGUUCUUGACAGCAUCACAGCUACUAUCAGUGUCAGGCAUGGAGAUUGCAGUAGUUGUAGAGAUGAAGCUGAGAGUGACGCUUUUCACCACAAAGAUGUGAGUAUUAAAGCGGUAAACUAUAUACAUUUUUGCGUAAUGUUCUUACUAAUCACAGUAACAGCGCUGAGAUGAUUCACUUGUUAGGUAACAAUAAUCCCCCAGGAGGAUUUUAAGGACUUUAUCUAGCUCAGGAAAUAGGAGAAUUUUGUCAUUAAUCAUCAUUUCUCAAAAAUAAAACACCUGGAUCUCUCCACUGUAUUUCCCAACACUCAUCUUUAUUAAAUAAAUACAUCAAAAAUAUAUAAUCAUGCAUCAGACAGACGUGGACAUUCAGGCCUGUUGUUACUGGGGCAGUUUUGGAGGUAGGACUGGACAGAAAGCACUUCAGCCUCCUCGACCGGGUGUCAACGCAUCCACCAAUAUAAUAUCAACAGAAUAGAAAACAGUCGUAUUGGUAUAAGAUUUGUGUAAAGAUGCAUCUACUGUAUGUCUCUUUCUAUACAUCACCUCAACAAAAAUACCGUAUAAUCUUUCAUUUAUUUUGUGCAGUGGUUUACAGUACAUACACUCAGGCCAAAUAAACAUGACUAAAGAAACAGUUUUGACAUUUAACAGAUGCAGUUUCAACUUAUUUAAACUUGGCAUAAGCCAGUGUUUUCAAAAUUGGGAGAGGUAGAAACAUGACAUUCCACAAAAAAAAAUGUUUUUGGAGAUUUCGGACGCCCUUCCUGUCUUGGGUGGAAUCAAGCAGGGAAAAGUUACUGAAAUCAUUUUGGGGACAAAUUUGCUUUACCUAUGGAAGCACAUUUCUGCAUCUGUAAUGAUACAAAGGUCCUACGUUCAAAAAGAAAAUAAGAGCUUACAACCAAAAUAAUGAUAAUCCUUUUAAAAAUAUGAUAACGUUAUUAUAUCAAGUGGGAAUAAGACUUUUAUGUAGAAAGCCUAAUUGGAUACACUCAGUUGCAAUUUGGGUUGCAUUUGUGUUUUUAGUAGCACUUGUACAAUGCAUGAAAGACCAGACCUGCCAACAUGUACGCAUUUUUAAUACAGGGCAUACUCUUGAAUACACUUGUAGGCUUCGAUGCUCUCAGGUACGCAGCCAGCCGGCGCCGCUGAGCAAACAGUGAGCGUAACGAAGCCUUCGGCCUCUGCAUGUAGCAUGAGGUGCACCUCCAAAAAAAUAUCUUCAAGUUGUGCGAUUAGUUCCAGUCGCAAUAACACUCUCCUCCUCGCAUCGUGGAAGCUGACAAGCUAAAAAAAAUCAACGAGAGCUGUGGUUGCUCACAAAGUUGAUGUCAGCGUAAAGGCAUUUGCGGCCCGUGGCUCGUUUUUUCUUAGCUCGUGGCACAUUGUAGAAAUAAAAUUGGCCAAAAAAAUAAUGGGGAAAAAGAGCGCAGAAGCCAUGAUGUAACUAGAAAGAGCUGAAAUGUUGAUAUUAAUAUCUAAUAAUAACACAAACCUUUCUCUUUAAAUAUGUAUCGUUAAAUAUGUUUCGUUUAGCCUUUCUACAAAAUAAAAAAAUGCAUAUUAGUUACUAAUAUGCAUUUUAUGCCAAUCAUAACAUUUCUACACGGUUGGCAGGUCUGAAAGACAAAUGCAAAUGAUGCCCCCUGUUGUGUGUCGGCUUUCUAUCGUUAUGUUGUGUACAAAUUGACUGGAAUAAAAUGUCAUCAUAAUGGAAAUAUUCGCACACAUAAAGUUCCCCAUCAUAGAAGAGACUUUCCCUCUUUCCCAGACACCCCCUCCGUUAUGUCAGGCAGGAAGAAGACACUAGAGUACGUACAGUAAGAAUACAGCGGCUAUACAGUAUGUACACUUAUCCCAUGCUGCAAAGUUGUGUGUCCACUAAACUGAAUUAAGGCAAUUUCACGAGUGUCCUGGUGUACGGAUAUCUACUGUGCAAUACAGCAUCAGAUUUAAAGAUCAAAUUUUUUAAUAUAAAAAUAAGACGAAAUGCUGCUCAAGUUGUGUUAAAAAUCUUACAGCUUGCAUCGGAACCAUUGGAUUAACAUUAAUAGUUUUACUUUAUUCUUCAUCUUUAUUUUCCCCCUACUAUAACAAUUUAUCAAUAUGUUGAAGGUUCUGAUUUAAUAAUUAAGAAGAAAAGAAUAUAUAGUUUGAUGAUUGGCUUUACACUUACAACAAGAUAAACAUUUAGCAUUAGCGAUUAUGUUGUCAAGUAGGCCCAUAUUAUAUGAAGGAUAACAUUAUCGCUCCCACAUUGAGUGAUUAAGUCAUGCUUCUGUUAUACCAUAGGUGUAAUAAUAGGUGUUUUGCUGGUUUUACUAACUGUACCAAAGUUCUAUGUGAAAGCACAGUAUGUCCAUGGUCUGUCUUGCUGAAGGUGGUUUCAUCCCAGUGGUUCUAAAUAUCAAUAAACUGAAAAGUCAGAGUUGCUACACCAUAGUGAGUCUCUGGUACUCUUGCUACACUUUUAAUAUGACAUACAAUAGAAAAAAAGUGUCGCAGACUGCAUUGAACAUGCCUUGGCUGGGAUACAUAAAACAACAUUAAACACCCUUGUCACACCAAGUAUGCUGCAGAGAACGUUUAAGACAUACAGUACAGAAGGCUAGUAAUCAUCAUCAUGCAUAAACGACAAGCUCUUCCUCGUCACAUUAGUUCAGCAGCGUGCCAUAGAGCUGCGCCUUGGUCAGACUGUCCUUCCUUGUCAGCCCCAUGCUGCCAAAUUUUUGGUAUCUUGGAGAGGUCUUCUUCGGGAGCGCAGGGCCGACAGCGCUGAGGGCUGAGCUGGAGCUUGGGCGAGGCCUGAUGUUCGGCCUCGGGCUUGGGUAAUGCUGAAGACUGGAGGCUUCUAAGGAGCUUUGGUGUAAGGACUCGGCCGAGCUUCCAGCACUCAGAUUGACGUAGUCCUUGCCGCUGCCGCCUGCCGCUGUCCCUACCCCACUGCUUUCCUUGUCUUUAGAACUUCCUGAGUGGACCAAGCUGUCUGGGUUGCUGUCCUUGGCUCUGUACAGCGCAGAAGAUUUUUUCUGUUUGCGAAGCUCCACAGGUGGAAGUUUGGCACUGCGGCUGGGCGAAGGGGGACCCACGGCGAAACACUGGUCUAGCAUGUGGCUGUGGAAGACGUCAUCUCCCUCUUGGAAGCUGCUGUAGAGAGAUCCCUUGGCCUUGCUCGAGGGGCCCACAGCGUAAUGGCAUUCUGAGAAACUGUACGGGGAUACCCUUCCUGUGACGUUACGAUAGGAAGAUGAGAAUGUGUUUAUGUCUUCCACGCUCAGCUGUCUCCACCGGGUACUCAGGUCAUCCUCCGGGACAUGGAUGUCAGCCCUGCUGUCCACAGUUCUUCCCUGUGGCUGACCUAAGCCGCUUGUAGAACCCAUGCUUUGAGAGGAGGCUAGGCGAGGGCUGCUGGAGUGGUACGGUUCACUGAAGCAAGAGGCUGUCCUUGUGUACGCUGGCGAGGUGCCCUUCUUCGGGCUCCUGGAGGUGACUAUGUGCUGAAUGCUGUUGGAUUUAGGGAAACCUGGGCUGUCUUUAUCGUAGGAAGACAUGCUUUUACGUUCAUACUCCCCACUGCCACCCUCCCGCCAGUCAAUGUACAAACCCUGGUGGGAAGUAGAUAAAGUGCUACUGGCUGUGCGUGCGCCCCCUAAUCCGCCUUUAUCAUCUGAGGCAAGGCUGAAACUGGAGUAGGAACUGGAGGCGGGCAGGCUUCCGGCACUGAACUCUUCAUGGUGGUGGAAAGGCGAUGUCGGCUCAUGAUGGGAGAAGCUCCCUGAGGCGUAGGGUUCCUCAUCUGGGUUGCUGUCAGUGGAGUUCUGGCCAUGAAGCUGGAGCAAAGUGGUACCGUGGAGGUCGAUACUCUGCCGGCGAUCUGUAUCCUGCCAGCGUUCGGGGCAGUAGAGGGCCGUAUCACUGCAGUACAGGUCAGAGGUCUUGUACGCAAUGCGGCGGUUGAAGUGAUCAUUAGUUCCUGUUCCUGUCAUAGAGUCUCCAUCUUGCUGGUGAGGGCUCGGGGAGUGAGUAAUGGUGCAACUGUUUCCUGGUUCAGGCUUUUCAAGGACCUUGGCAAUGAUGGCUGUGGGCACGGCAUCAGAGUAAUUGGAGUGGCACAUUGCCACAGUGGCUUCACUGCUCUGAUUAUGUUUCUCUAUGUGGGAACUGAUGCGCUCCUGAAAGUCCAGUGGCAGCUGCAACACAGAGAGACAAAACAAGCCUGAUAAACAUUUAAACAACAAAACAGAUGAGUGUAACUGAUACCAGGCGACUCAUUCUUCAGAUUUAACAAGGCACGCUUUUGGGAAAUGAAGUGAAAGUUUUCAUUAUUUGUACAGUGAGCACAAAUGGAUCUCUUAAGGAUUAUUCCCAGAUUAUGUGUCUCCACUUAAGGUAUUUUUUAUUGCUGCUCCUUUAGGACUUCCAUUUCAUGUUCUGCUCUAGAAAGUAAUUCAUUCUCGGACGGCUCACACGGUCCUGGGCCAGCUCGUUUCUCUGGGGACGUGCACUACUUUGCCCCUCUAAUGAACUUGUCAGAAAACUGCUGAACACCACAUCCAUUUAUUUAUGUGUUCCACUGUGUUUCCCAACACAAUUCCGCUUUCCUUCCCGGGCUCAGGCUUUGUUGUUUACGUGUCACCACACAAAGAAGAUAUUUUUAGUCAUCAUAUUGUACCUUUUCAUGCGUUCAUUCUAUAUUUUCUUGGAACUGUAUCCUACUUCCAAACAUUCCUUUUACUAUCUUGCCAUAGCUCUCUGUCAAUUACCGACUUGUUCCUUGUAGCUAUUAAAUUUGGCGGUUGGAUGUUCCUUUACGAAUUCUUUCAUCCUCCAGUGCCUUCUCAAGCAAAAAGCCCUCAUUUCCUCUCUCACUCUGAGUCCCGUCUUCCUCAGUCUACCAUCAAACACAUAUCAGUUCUAGAGGGAGCGUCUUAGAUUCAGAUUAAACCAGAGCUGCCGGUCUCCAGCUGGGAAUAGGGGAAAAAAAGAUAAAUUACUGACUUGACUUUGUUAGAUAAUAGAAGCUCGCCUCGGCAAAAAAUAACCUGCAUCUUGUAAGUGGAGGCUAUUUUUAGCAGCUGCCAGUUCCCAGAAGGAAUACAGAUGGAAAGUAGGUGAGGAUGCUUGGAUUGAGCUAGCUCAGCAUUGGCUGUUAUCUGAGGCAAAUCUUAAUUAGCAGUGCCACCAUCACUACAUUCUGUUCGCUUUUAAUCCAUCCGACGGCAUACACUUCUUGUUCCACUUAUUGCUGUUAAUGGUUUAACACCUCUCCAUGGAAGUGACACUCAUUAUAUUAUGCCUUCAAGCAAUUCUCCGCUUUUCUCUGUGAGUUAUUAGUGUGGGAUUUCGCCUAGAACGCGCUUGGCAUUUUGAAAAAAUGUCACUUUGGAACAUUAUUGCUAUUCAGAAUGACGUCCGCAACCUCAAACAGAAGAUAAAACGCACUCUUCCUCGUUCUAUUAUGGUUCAGCUAUAGUUCAGUUAAAGGUUCAACUACAACGCACAGCCUUGUUGGGAUUUAAACGGGUGGCUGAUGCUGUGCUCGAAGGGAGUUUACCUUUCCUUGUGUGUGUCGCUCCAGAUGUGUCAGGAAGUGCCAUGUUCAGAUGUACGAAUGUGUAGGAUUAAAUGUGCAGCCAUUGGUAGCAUAGUGGUUCACUUAGUCAUUAAUGCUCCUUCUUGGCUCUGUGGUUGGCAAAAAUUUGCCCAUUUUUUACAAAGUUAGAAAAAUCUAUCAGAGGGUGACCAUGUUUUGAUUACAGAAAGCUAUGACACUCGGCCUGGCAGUGAGAUUCUGUCAUGAUACCUGAAGUGUCCUCAAAGAGGCCUAAUCUUUUCAAUACAUUCAACACUUUUGCAACCAGCAAGCUACUUUUACAAUGACCAAGUCCCAAAGAUGUACCUCCUACUAUAACCAUAGAAAAUAUAUUUAAAAAUAUAUAAAUGUGUAAUACGCUGCUGAUCAAAAUUGUAAGACCAGUUGUAAAAUUGCAAGAAUUUACAUUUUGCACUGUUGGAUCUUAAGGAGUUCUAAGUAGAGCUUCUAAAUGCAAAAAUAAGAAAUAGGAGUGAGACAACAACAUUUUUUAGGAAGCAUUUUAUUGCAAACAAGCAUUGAACUGAAAUAGGCCUCAUCAUCUGAUCAAAAGUUUAAGACCAUAGCUCAAAAAAACCCAAACCCUCUUAAAGUAGAAAUAAAAAGAAAAGAAAAGAAAAGGGUUCAGUAAUGAGUAGGUGUGCCAUUCUUGUUAAUCACCUCACCAUUGUUGCCAGGAGGCUAGUGGGAAUGUUGCUCCAGGUGGUGAGGAUGGCUUCCGCAGGGCAUCCACUGUCUGGAACUGAUGUCCAUUUAUUCCCUUGCCAUCCAUCCCCAAAAUGUUUGCCGUUUGACGCCCCCGCAAAACCUGAAGCUCCAUUGUUCCAUUGAAGGAAAAAGCACCCCAGCUCAUGAUGGCGCCCCCUCCACUGUGCCGUGUGGAAAACAUCUCAGGUGUAAUCUCCUUGCCAUGCCAGUAACGUUGGAAGCCAUCAGGACCGUCAAGAUUACAGUUUUUCUCAUCAGAGAACGUUUCUUCAAAACAUUUCUGUGUUUGGUGCUCUCGUGCAAAUUCCAAAUGGGCAAUUUUGUGGCGUUUGAUAAAAAGAGAAAGUUUCUUGGCUUUAGCCAUCAGGAGGGCCUGACAGUGUGAAUGCCUGACAGAAAGUGAAAAUUUUGAGCAGAUUUUGGCUUUUGUAGCCUGUGGUCUCAGCUGAUAAACAGCCUAUUUCAGUGCAAUUGUUGUUUUCAAUAAAUUGCUUUUUGUCUCACUCCCCCUGUCUUGUUUUUGCAUAUUGUAGCUCUACUGAAAACCUCAUUAAGAUCCAAAUGUGCAAAAUGCAAAUUCUAGCAAUUUUUCAACUGGUCUUAAGAUUUUGAUCAGGAGUGUAUUUAUAUAUACACAUAAUUUAACCCGUAAACUUUGAAAGUAUGAUACUAAAUACUAAUGAUUAGUAUUCCACAUUCACUGUUUCUAAGUUUACAGCAGUAAAGUAGUAGAUGUCAUUCAGUAAUUCACAAUUCAAUUGAAUAUGGCAAUUAAGAAAUGACAUUAUUCCUCAAUGUGUGUGUACAUAACCUGAGUAGGAUGUCAAUCAAAAUAGCUACAUAGCAUUCAUUAGACACACAGUUCAUGUAUUACGUCCAGUUAGCAUUGGCUAUCAAACAUUACAGACUUCAACCGGCAAGCG
Molecule: messenger RNA, 10610 nt
Organism: Dunckerocampus dactyliophorus (ringed pipefish)
Lineage: Eukaryota; Metazoa; Chordata; Actinopteri; Syngnathiformes; Syngnathidae
Gene: wdr25
Product: WD repeat domain 25
Exons: 7
Coding region: 848-2257 (469 amino acids)
Molecular function (GO): protein binding
Source: RefSeq, a predicted model, not a curated record